Messenger RNA from Mizuhopecten yessoensis (Yesso scallop), 2495 nucleotides. Its product is annotated as SAGA-associated factor 29-like. The transcript is spliced from 10 exons. Bases 174 to 1142 code for a protein of 322 amino acids. NCBI's taxonomy places the organism in Eukaryota, Metazoa, Mollusca, Bivalvia, Pectinida, Pectinidae. Gene Ontology annotation, cellular component: SAGA complex. The record is from RefSeq and is a predicted model, not a curated record.
CAAGAAAGGUAUCAAACGUUUAAUUUCAACUCAAUUUCCGGUCUGUGCUUUGUUUAUAUUUUACGUUCUGACCAGAGAAAAGGAACACCAGAUAGAUGGAAAUACAUCGUAGAAAUCAGUUCUAAAACAACCGCUUUCAUGUGACGAAGGAGACAAGCUAACUGAAACAGAAAAUGGGUCGAACAAAGUCGGGAGGUGGAGGGAGUAAUGUGGGGGCCAGCAGUAGUCACAGUCCUUCCUCAGACACAAACUCCACAAGCAGUACUGCGGCAGCUGAGGUUCGCAUCAAAGACCUGUUGAAGGAACUUUAUCAUCUCAUACACCAAGUACAGGAUUUUUCAUCAAUGCAGGAUGAGAGAGCCAGGGGUGAACACAACCUCACAAAUAUCUCCAAAACACAUGAGCGAAUGCAACAAGAGCAGAAAGUGACACCAUAUUACAAGAACAAACUAAAAGGUCUGUACAAAACUGCCAUGCAAGAUGCUGAACUAGAAGCUGAAUUAUUGCGAAAAGCUCUUGAUAAGAUUGCUGAGGUAAAGAGUAUCCGGGAAAACCGUCGACUUGGUAAAAUAAAAGACUCAGACCGUCCCAAACCAAUCAUGAGACGAGGCGUUUUGAUGACUAUGUUACAACAGAAUGCACAGACAUUACCCCUAUGGGUCAGCAAGCCAGGAGAGAAGCCCCCGCCCCUGUGUGGAGCUAUCACUGCUGACAAUAACUAUGUAGCCAAGCCUGGAGACAAGGUAGCAGCCAGAGUGAGGUCAGAUGACGAGGAGAACUGGAUCCUAGCCGAGGUUGUCACCUUCAACUCCUCCACAAACAAAUACGAUGUAGAUGACAUUGAUGCAGAUGAAGGAAAAGAACGACAUACCCUCAGUAAAAGAAGAAUUGUUCCACUGCCAAUAUGGAAAGCUAAUCCAGAAACUGAUCCUGAGGCGUUAUUUACAAAAAAUAUGUUGGUGCUAGCAUUGUACCCCCAGACAACCUGUUUUUAUAGAGCUCUCAUACAUGAACCUCCUAAAAAGCCACAGGACGACUAUUCCGUGUUAUUUGAGGACACAUCCUAUCAAGACGGUUACUCACCACCCCUUAUGGUUGCCCAGCGCUAUGUUAUUGCGUGUAAGGAGGACAAGAAGAAAUAAACAAAGCUGUUCAAAUAUUAUUUCAUGCAGUAUUGAAAUCUUCAAAUUGAUAUGGAAGUAAUCUUUUGAUAUUAAACUGAAGACUUUCCACCUUUUCUGAAUCUGUCAUUGGUAGGUUUAUGACUAGGUGAGGAUUUUACUGAUGUUUAUUGUACAGGACAAAAAAGUUAUAAAAUAAUGAAAAAAAAAGGAUUUUAAAGAUGACAUGCGAAAAAAGACCCUAGACAACUGUUAUAUUUAUAUGAAUCAUUUACAUAAUUACUGACAUGUAUGGAAGUGUUAAUGUGUGGUCAGUAAAUAGUAUACAAAUCUUAGUAAUCACUGAGGGCUGUUCAAGAAAUAACCAUAUUGAAGGGCUAGGAGGCUUUUAACAGAGACCCCAACACCCAUCAAAUAUUAAAAGUUAUUUAAUAUCGGGAAUGGUUGGCAGAUUUGGUUUUAAACCGAAACACCUAUUAUACAUCAAUUCAUGUGCAUCCCACCUCCCCCAUACAAUAUAAGUUAUGGAAUCGCCCUAACAGUAUAUUAAACUAUAUUUGAGCUAAUAAGUUUCCUGGGCAUUUAGGAAUAUCAUAAUAAACAUUUCUCAAGUAUGCAAGUAAACUAUGGUAAAGGUAUUGGGCUCUCCGACCAGAAGAAGAUAUGGAUGUGCUUUCAAAAGAUUGUGUGCAUUAUAGGACAAAUUUUAAUUAGUAAUAUGACAAUUUCUUGGUAACUGAUUGAAUUAGGAGACAUAUUAAUUAUUUGCAAAACAAAGUAUUCGUCAACAUGAAAUUAAUGCUAUGUGGCUCUCAUUAAAAAAUGACAAUUUUAUUUCAAUUGUAAAAUUUUAUUUCAAUUGUAACUUAAGUUGCAUUGUUUAUAUGUUAUGAAUGUUGGUGUAUCAUGUUUGCUAUGUGUGUGGCUAUCUGAAUUACAGAUCAUUUCUCGCAGCAAGUGUGUCAUUUUGUAGAGUGGAUUUGUGUCCAAAUAUUGUGUUUGAAAGGAUAGCAAAAAACUUUGUUGUAUCAUAUGCGUUAAUGCAUGUAAUAUAGUUGUAAUUACAUUUUUAGAGUAAAGAAUAGAUUGAUGAGUAUCAAUAUUUACCAAGUAUUUAAUGUACAAUAAAAAGGUAUUACCUCUUUUAAAUGUACAUGUAGACCUAUUGAUUGACUGUCAAACAGUCUUUAUAUGAAUAUAAAAUCAUAUUUCUCGUGUACCAUGCAUAAUUUGCAAGAUGUACUUCGACACAAUCUGAGAAUGAUUUAUAAACCAAAUAUGGGUACAUCAUGAUAUGAAUUUGCAUCAUGUACCUCUGAAUGGAAAUUGUUGUUAUGAGGGCUUUUUCAUUAAAACAUCUAUCACACCCCAAAA